UCCUCUCCACCCCUUCUCCCUCCAAUAAUUCUCUCCUCGCCUCUCAGCACCAGCACCAGCAGCAGCAGAGAGCGCCAUCUCCAAUAAUCCCCCAUGCCCGCGCGCCUCCCCCGGCCAGAUCCUCCGCGAGCCGGCGCGGAGCUGGGGGCGUAGGUAGAGCGAGGAGCUGGUUUGGUUGAUCCGUCGCUGGGAGUGGCCGGAUCGAUGGGCGGGGAGGCACCUGAGCCGCGGCGGUUGGACCGCGCGAUGAGCUUCGGCGGCGCGGGCGGCGUCCCCGAGGAGGCGCUGCACCUGGUGCUGGGGUACGUCGAGGACCCGCGCGACAGGGAGGCGGCGUCGCUCGUGUGCCGACGGUGGCACCGCAUCGACGCCCUCACGCGGAAGCACGUCACCGUGCACUUCUGCUACGCGGCGUCGCCCGCGCGCCUGCUGGCGCGGUUCCCGCGGCUCGAGUCGCUCGCCGUGAAGGGGAAGCCCCGCGCCGCCAUGUACGGGCUCAUCCCCGACGACUGGGGCGCGUACGCCCGCCCCUGGGUCGCCGAGCUCGCCGCGCCGCUCGAGUGCCUCAAGGCGCUCCACCUGCGCCGCAUGGUCGUCACAGACAACGACCUCGCCGCGCUCGUCCGCGCCCGCGGACACAUGCUGCAGGAACUCAAGCUCGACAAGUGCUCCGACUUCUCCACCGACGCCCUCCGCCUCGUCGCACGUUCCUGCAGAUCACUUAGAACAUUGUUUCUGGAGGAAUGCAUAAUUGCUGAUAAAGGUACUGAAUGGCUGCAUGACCUUGCUAUCAACAAUCCUGUUCUGGUGACAUUGAACUUCCACAUGACCGAGCUCACAGUGGUGCCAGAUGAUCUAGAGCUUCUUGCAAAGAAUUGCAAGUCACUAAUUUCAUUGAAGAUCAGUGACUGUGACUUUACAGAUUUAAUUGGGUUUUUCCGGAUGGCCAAAUCAUUGCAAGAGUUUGCUGGAGGGGCAUUCAUUGAGCAAGGGGAACUCACUAAGUAUGGAAAUGUUAAAUUUCCUUCAAGGAUGUGCUCCUUAGGACUUACGUACAUGGGAACAAACGAGGUGCCCAUCAUCUUCCCUUUCUCUGCAAUACUAAAAAAACUGGACUUGCAGUACACUUUCCUCACCACUGAAGAUCACUGUCAGCUCAUUGCAAAAUGUCCCAACUUACUAGUUCUUGCGGUGAGGAAUGUGAUUGGUGAUAGAGGAUUAGGGGUUGUUGCAGACACAUGCAAGAAGCUACAAAGGCUCAGAGUUGAGCGAGGGGAUGAUGAUCCAGGUUUGCAAGAAGAACAAGGGGGAGUUUCUCAAGUUGGGUUGACAGCAGUAGCUGUAGGAUGCCGUGAGCUGGAAUACAUAGCUGCCUAUGUAUCUGAUAUCACAAAUGGGGCCCUGGAGUCUAUUGGGACUUUCUGCAAAAAUCUGUGUGACUUCCGGCUUGUCCUACUUGAUAGAGAAGAGAUGAUAACAGAUUUGCCAUUGGACAAUGGUGUACGUGCACUACUGAGGGGUUGCACCAAACUUCGGCGGUUUGCUCUAUACUUGAGACCAGGGGGACUUUCAGAUGCAGGCCUUGGUUAUAUUGGACAGUACAGUGGAACCAUCCAAUACAUGCUUCUGGGUAAUGUUGGGGAAACAGAUGAUGGUCUAAUCCGGUUUGCAUUGGGGUGUGUGAACCUGCGGAAGCUUGAGCUAAGAAGUUGCUGCUUCAGUGAGCAAGCUUUAGCUCUCGCCAUUCGGAGUAUGCCUUCACUGAGAUACGUAUGGGUGCAGGGCUACAAAGCCUCUCAAACUGGUCGUGAUCUCAUGCUCAUGGCCAGGCCCUUCUGGAACAUAGAAUUUACACCUCCCAGUUCUGAGAAUGUGAAGGAAGACGGUGAACCCUGUGUAGAUAGUCAAGCUCAGAUACUUGCAUACUACUCCCUUGCUGGGAAGAGGUCGGACUGCCCACAAUCUGUGGUUCCUCUGUAUCCUGUGUGACUGUAAAUACGCAAAGCGGGUAUCUCUCUGCUCUGCUACGUUCUUGCCUUUUUUGGGUGAUACGCUUGUCGAUAUGUGGUUAUUGUAUGGGUCUAGAUGGCUAGCUGCUAUGUACCGUAAUAAGCUACUGGUAGCUGAGAUGUACUGGAAUAAGCACUGCUAUUUUCCCUGUACUACUAUCUAAUCCUAGGAAGAUGUAUACUAAUAAACACGCUGUGACACUACUUGCUUGCUCA
This is a messenger RNA of Oryza brachyantha (malo sina), 2225 nucleotides long. Its product is annotated as coronatine-insensitive protein homolog 1b. The coding region runs from base 205 to 1989 and encodes 594 amino acids. The transcript has 3 exons. The record is from RefSeq and is a predicted model, not a curated record. Gene Ontology annotation, cellular component: SCF ubiquitin ligase complex. Gene Ontology annotation, molecular function: protein binding. NCBI's taxonomy places the organism in Eukaryota, Viridiplantae, Streptophyta, Magnoliopsida, Poales, Poaceae. Gene Ontology annotation, biological process: SCF-dependent proteasomal ubiquitin-dependent protein catabolic process.